UUUUAAAUAUGAAAAUUAAGAAGAAGAAUGAAUUACAGAGAGUCACAGAGUUGGGGGAGCACAUAUUGAAAUCUUAAAAUACAAUGUUGGCUGCAAAAAUUGAUCAAUUGAAGAAGGAGAUUUAAAAUAUGAAAUCUGUAUACAACAACCCAAUAUAUCUAGUUUCUAGUUACCAGAAUAAGCAGAGAGAGAGCUAGUUUAAUCAGAAGAACUAAUUUAUUAUAAAAAACUGUGUAAUUAACUUUCUCGAAGAAUACGAAUCAUAAUGGCCUAUAAUGAGGAGGCAAUUCAAAAAAAAGUAGCUUAGGAAGAUAUCUAAGAAGAGAGAUUUGAAUGUCUUUGUGGUGCUAAUUAGAUUGAUUCUAUUAAAUAUUUACUUGUAAAUGGCCAUCAAUAAAUAUUAUAAUAAUAAUAAUAGUAGGAAAUACAACAACAAACAGAGGAAAGUAAUUAGUAAAAUUAAACUUAUCAAAAGUAAAAGUUACUAAAAUAAUUAGAGAUUAUAUAAAAAAAUUGAUUUAGGAAUCUUCAGAAUAGAAGGCUCAAUUAAUACAUUAGAUAGAAGAAUUAAAAUUAUAAUAAAAAUUACCAGAAGAAUAAUUCUUUUAAACUUAACUAUUUGCAGAACUAGUAUAAUAAAAUAAUUAUUUGACAACUACUUUAUUUAACAUAGAAGAAUAAUUGAUAUAAGUAAUUUAAUAAAUAAAAUUAGACUUAAUUGAUCAAUAAAGAUUAAUUGGAAAAAAAUCAAUAAUUGAUAUAAUAAUGCCAAUAAGAAAGUGAAUAAAAAAUAAAAGAUUUGUUUUCUUAAUAAGAUAUAUUAAAAAUAGAAAUAAAAUAGAAUGAUGAUUAGACAUAAAAUACUAUGAUUGAAGAAUUGAAGUCAUAAGUAGAAAAUUCAUCCAAAAUGAUAGAGGAUUUAAAAAUAGAAUUAUAAUAAUGUAGAGAAAGAAAUAAAGAAGCACAUAAUUAAUUAGUUGAAGUAUUAAAUCAGAAACAAUUAUUAUUGAAUCAAAAUAAUGAAUUAAAAUAAUAUAUAAGUGUUCAUAAAAUACUAUAAAAAGAUGAAAAGAUAGAAUAAGUGACUUUAAGAUAUGAGAAACAUAAACAAUUACUUUAUGAAAUUGAAUAAGAGUAUGCAAAUAAAAAAUCUAAUGAAUUUAUCUAAAGAUUUAGAGAAUUUGUAGGAUAUGUAAAGAUGAGAGAUGAGAAGGUUAAAGGAUUGGAAUAAUAAUUAGAUGGAAAGACAAACGAUUGUAAUAAUAUUAAGAAAGUAAAUUAAAUAAUUUAAUAAUAUUUUAGUAAAUAUAAUAAUUAAUAGAUGAAUUAGAUUAUAAUUCAAAUACAUUUAAUUCAAUUAAUGAAACAAAUAAGAAUCUAAAUAAACUUAUAAAUGAAACCUAAAAGAAUUUGAGUAGAGCGAUGCAAGAAAAAGUGGAUGAACGUAUGAAAUUUGAAACAGAAAGACAAGUAUGAUCAAUCAUUAAAAAAAUAGCAAUUUUAAUAUAAAAUACAAACUUCAGAUGAUACUAUUAAAUAAUUAUAAUCCUAGAAUGAAUAAUAAAAAAAAUUAAUUAAUCUAUUUGAAAAUGAAAGAACCAGUUAUAAAGAAACAAUUAGAAUGUUAUAAAAAUCUGAUGGUGAAAGUUAAUAAAAAUUGCUUUAAAAAGAAUGGGAUGUUAAUAAAAUAUUAGAAGAAAAUAAAAUUAUUUAAGAGAGAGAAAAAUUAAGUGAAUCAAUUAAUACUAAAUUUAUAAAAAAGGCAGAAAAAUCAAAGAGCAAAUUAAAAUAUUUGAAGCUUUAAAUGAAAUUGUAAUUUUGUUUAUUAAUUAUAAGAGAGUCUAAAGAUAAUGAUAAUGAAUUAUUAACAUCUUUAAAAAUGAUGGUUGAUUGCUAAUAAUGUAAAAAAAGAGUAAAAUAAGUUAUUUUAAUGAAAUGCUUACAUAUGUUUUGUAAACCUUGUAUAGAUGAUAACUAAAAAAAUCGAAAUAGAGCCUGUCCAGUGUGCAGAGCUAAAUAUGGAAUUGAAGAGGUAAAAGCGAUAAUAUUAAAUUGA
Paramecium sonneborni is the source of this 2056-nucleotide messenger RNA. The record is from the annotation of a GenBank genome assembly. NCBI's taxonomy places the organism in Eukaryota, Ciliophora, Oligohymenophorea, Peniculida, Parameciidae.